Cyprinus carpio (common carp) is the source of this 2792-nucleotide messenger RNA. It is a transcript of the gene cers2b, whose product is annotated as ceramide synthase 2-like. Gene Ontology annotation, molecular function: DNA binding; sphingosine N-acyltransferase activity. Gene Ontology annotation, cellular component: membrane. Gene Ontology annotation, biological process: ceramide biosynthetic process. The transcript is spliced from 10 exons. NCBI's taxonomy places the organism in Eukaryota, Metazoa, Chordata, Actinopteri, Cypriniformes, Cyprinidae. The coding region runs from base 31 to 1179 and encodes 382 amino acids. The record is from RefSeq and is a predicted model, not a curated record.
UGUAACUCGUCUGUGUGUCUGUUCUGCAGUAUGCUGGAGUGGGUGAGUGAAGUGUUCUGGCAGGAGCGUCUGUGGUUCCCCGAGGGAUUGGGAUGGGCUGAUCUGGAGGACCGUGAUGGCCGGGUCUACGCGAAGGCACGGGAUUUGUGGGUGGCACUGCCAAUCGCCGUCCUGUUUCUAGUAAUUCGACAGGUCUUUGAGAGAUAUGUUGCUACACCGCUAGCCUCUCUGCUGGGCUUGAAGGAAACCGUCAGACGGCGAGUUACACACAACCUCACCCUGGAGUCCUACUAUUGCAACACAACUAAAAACCCCUCACAGAGUUCAGUAGAGAAACUGUGCAAGCAGACGGGAUGGACAGAGCGACAGGUCCAGCGCUGGUUCAGGCGGCGCAGGAAUCAAGACAGACCCAACCUUCUCAAGAAGUUUCGUGAGGCCAGCUGGAGAUUCGCCUUUUAUCUUCUCGCCUUCAUCGGUGGUCUUGUUGCACUAAUAGAUAAACCCUGGUUGUAUGAUCUCCAGGAGAUGUGGAAAGGCUUCCCCACUCUGACGCUCCUGCCAUCUCAGUACUGGUACUACAUGCUGGAGCUGGGUUUCUACACCUCUCUUCUCUUCAGCGUGGCGUCUGAUGUCAAGCGUAAAGACUUCAGAGAGCAGGUCAUUCAUCACGUGGCCACCAUCAUGCUGAUCAGUUUCUCCUGGUGUGUUAAUUACAUCAGAGCGGGAACACUCAUCAUGUUCAUGCACGAUUCAGCCGACUAUCUGCUGGAGUCAGCUAAGAUGUUUAACUACGCCAGAUGGAAGAACGCAUGCAACUACAUCUUCAUCCUGUUUGCUGCGAUCUUCAUCGUCACACGCCUCAUCAUCUUCCCUUUCCGGAUCAUGUAUUGCACCUGGGUGUAUCCCGUGACCCUGUACCCUCCGUUCUUCGGAUAUUACUUCUUUAACGGGCUGCUGAUGGUUCUGCUGUGUCUGCACAUCUUCUGGGCCGCGCUGAUCAUACGCUUGGCCUUCCGCUUCUUGAGCAAUAACUCGUCGGUAGAAGACGAGAGGUCCGAUCGAGAGGAGACGGACGAGUCAGAGGAGGAAGAACAGAUGAAAAAUGGAGAGAUAAAGAAAAACGGACCAGCUCAGAAUGGCCACGCUACAUAUAACAACAACCACUCUAAAACAGAGUGACGUCUUUAGAAGACAGAAACCUAGAGAUCCUCUGCUGAAGCAGAGCAGAGAGGGUGACGAGCAGAGGAUCGAUUGCUGUCUACACUACAGACAAACACACACAUGCAGUAACAGUCAUCACACCAACACGGGCACAGCGUGCCAGACUCCUCCAUCUGGAGCGACAAACUAUUGACUUAAGCUUACAGGAGCAGAUCACCUAAACAUCUGCAUCAUUUACUGAUGCCUCUCCUAACCUCUCUUGCAGUUAUGUAUAGCAGAAUGUCCAAACUGCUCUUCCCCAUACAAUCAAAAUCAAUGGUGACCACGAAUGAAGUGCUCAUCUCAUAUGGAGUGUAUUUCAUGCCGCGUUUUCGUGCUUUCUAGAGCUUGAAAUCCUGUGAUUUCGUUGUAUGGAAGACAGCUAUGGAAGCCAAUGGGAUAAAUAAAAGGGAACUGUGACAUUUUAUCUCACAGUUCCAACUUUGUUUCUCUCAAUUCUGAGAACUCCAAAAUAUAAAACUCAGAAUUCCACACAAUUCCGAGUCUGUGUCUCUCAAUUCAAAAUUUUGCAUCUCGCAAUAAUUAUGAGACGUAAACUCAGAAUCGCAAGAGUUAUGAGAUAAAAAGCCGCAGUUACCUUUUUUUUUGGUUUUGUAUUCCCUGAGAGCAGCUCUGACAUGAUGCUGAACUCUAAGGAAAAAAGUCAUACGAGUAAAUGAUGACAGAAUUAUUUUAGGUGACCUGUGCCUUUUAACAGUGCCUUCCUUUGCUCUUUUUCAUGCCUUGUUUUUAGUUUUUAAUUUAAAGAAACUGCAUCUGUUUCCAGAGUAUAACCAUUGAUCAGUAAUACUGAACAUAUCUGAAUACCAAGCGCAUCAGUUCGGUCUUAAAGCGCGGUCACAAUUCACUGGUGAAAAAGUUCAUUGUUUAUUGCUAACAGUGUAGUGAUGUUUGAAAAGCAUCUCACACAGAAGUCACUUCCAAACCAAACAGAUGGUCAAGCGCAUUCAAUGCAUUUUUCCACUCGUGGAAUAAACAAAUCAUGGCGGCUGACAGUAAAUAAUGCAUUUCUGCAAUGGCAUUGGUUACUAGAAAGCUUUGGUUUUGUAUGACGCUGCAUCCCCGGCUCUGAAGUGUCAGUAUAAACCCAAGACGAUCAGCCAGAACACCAAAGAAGUCACUGAGUGCAUCUUAAGAUAUGGCUGAAUGUUACUAACUUCCUUCUUCCAUUCAGUUUAUGAACAUGAUAUUAAACCCAUAUUUUACUCCAAAGCUCCUAAAUAUGAAAACACGUAUUGGCCAGUUGUAGCAUGUUCAUUUUCACACAGAUGUUAAACAUUCACGAGCUGCCAGUCAAAGACAGAAUGAAUGUGUAACCGCGUGUGAGUUCGUGUCGACGCAGCUGAGAUGAACAGAUUCAGCCCCACAGCUCUCCUCCGAAUCAUCUCGUUCACAUCACAUCUCUGUGUCCUGCUCUGAUUCCAUCAUUCCUCCCAUCACUCUCUUCUGUACAUUUCAGAUGCAGUCGACUCAAUUACAGUGUUAUCUUUAUUUUGUAUUUUCUUGUGUUUUGUAAUAUGAUAAAAUUAUUAUGAAGGAUGUAAACAAUAAAAUACUGAAUGUGGGUCACA